AUGUGGACGUCCGCGCGUACACGCGAAUAUGCUGAACGACAGAGAAGUCACCGCACAGCCGAAAUGCGUGAUGUGCGGGAAGAACGGCUGAUUGCGAAAGUCUGGAAAACGUUCUGUGACAAUGACAAGGCUAAUGACAAGUUCGCUAUGCCAACAAACAAUAUGCCAAAGCGUCAGGCUGAAAGUGUUGAGGAACGACGUGAGCGUCUCUUUGAAAAUGCUCCAACAGAUGUGCAGGCAAACCGAAAACGCUGCUGUUUUACUUACGCAUUCCUUCAAAUUCCAUUUCAAGAUAAAAAUCAUUUUCUCCGAAAUUAG
Necator americanus (New World hookworm) is the source of this 318-nucleotide messenger RNA. RefSeq lists its product as uncharacterized. The record is from RefSeq and is a predicted model, not a curated record. The transcript has a single exon. Bases 1 to 318 code for a protein of 105 amino acids. NCBI's taxonomy places the organism in Eukaryota, Metazoa, Nematoda, Chromadorea, Rhabditida, Ancylostomatidae.